Messenger RNA from Lynx canadensis (Canada lynx), 2327 nucleotides. RefSeq names its product taspase 1 (gene TASP1). The record is from RefSeq and is a predicted model, not a curated record. Lineage: Eukaryota; Metazoa; Chordata; Mammalia; Carnivora; Felidae. The coding region runs from base 116 to 1378 and encodes 420 amino acids. Gene Ontology annotation, molecular function: threonine-type endopeptidase activity. The transcript is spliced from 14 exons. Gene Ontology annotation, biological process: protein maturation.
GUGACUACUUCCGGUGCUGUGAGGGCUCGGGGCUGACGCGGGGUAAUUCUUCUCCUGCAAUUACUUUUGGAUGGAAGUAUGCACUUUCCCCAAUAGAAGAUGGUAAUCUCAGAGAAUGACCAUGGAGAAGGGGAUGAGUUCUGGAGAAGGGCUGCCUUCCAGAUCAUCUCAGGUUUCGGCUGCUAAAAUAACAGUCAAAGAGUUGGAAACAAAGCAAUCCCAUAAGGAGAAGCGAGGGGGCUUUGUGUUGGUACAUGCAGGUGCGGGUUAUCAUUCUGAGUCCAAAGCCAAGGAAUAUAAACAUGUAUGCAAACGAGCUUGUCAGAAGGCAAUUGAAAAGCUACAGGCUGGUGCUCUUGCUACAGAUGCAGUGACCGCAGCUCUGGUGGAACUCGAGGAUUCUCCAUUUACAAAUGCAGGAAUGGGAUCUAAUCUAAAUCUCUUGGGUGAAAUUGAAUGUGAUGCCAGCAUAAUGGAUGGAAAAUCCUUAAAUUUUGGAGCUGUUGGAGCACUGAGUGGAAUCAAGAACCCAGUCUCAGUUGCAAACAGACUCUUGUGUGAAGGGCAGAAGGGCAAGCUCUCGGCUGGCCGAAUUCCUCCCUGCUUUUUAGUUGGAGAAGGAGCCUACAGAUGGGCAGUAGAUCAUGGAAUACCCUCUUGUCCUCCUAACAUCAUGACCACAAGAUUCAGUUUAGCUGCAUUUAAAAGAAACAAGAGGAAACUAGAGCUGGCAGAAAGGGUGGAAACAGAUUUCAUUCAACUAAAGAAAAGAAGACAAUCAAGUGAAAAGGAGAAUGACUCGGGCACUUUGGACACAGUGGGCGCUGUAGUUGUGGACCACGAAGGGAACGUUGCUGCUGCUGUCUCCAGUGGAGGCUUGGCCUUGAAGCAUCCAGGGAGGGUUGGACAGGCUGCUCUGUAUGGAUGUGGCUGCUGGGCUGAAAACACUGGAGCUCAUAAUCCCUACUCCACAGCUGUGAGUACCUCAGGAUGUGGGGAGCAUCUUGUGCGUACCAUACUGGCUAGAGAAUGUUCACAUGCUUUACAAGCUGAAGAUGCUCACCAAGCACUGUUGGAGACUAUGCAAAACAAGUUUAUCAGUUCACCUUUCCUGGCCAGCGAAGAUGGCGUGCUUGGAGGAGUCAUUGUUCUCCGAACUUGCAGAUGUUCUGCAGAGUCUGACUCCUCCCAAGAUAAGCAGACACUUCUAGUGGAAUUUCUGUGGAGCCACACGACAGAGAGCAUGUGUGUUGGAUACAUGUCAGCCCAGGAUGGGAAAGCCAAGACUCACAUUUCAAGACUCCCUCCCGGUGCAGUGGCAGGACAGUCCGUGGCAAUCGAAGGUGGGGUUUGCCGCCUGGAGAGCCCAGUGAACUGACCCUCAGGCUGAGCAUGAAGCGUCUGAGAGGCAUUUCAGAACCUGAGCUUUUCGGGGUUUUUAACUGAACUUGGAUGUUUUAUCUUCGCCAUUUUAUAAUUCCUGUUGCAGCCUCGUGCACUGCUCGCGACACUAGUGCUGCCGUGGUUAGCGCUUAGUGACAUGCAGGUCUUCGGCAGGUGACGGGACUGAGUGUGCGUGUGUAUGUGCGUGCGUGUGCAGUGCGUGUGCUUGCUUCUCCCCUGAUGAAAUAGAAACUCCUUACUGUGUAACCUAAGACCGGGAAUGACUAAAUCAUCUUCACAAAAUGUGUGCUUUACUGUUUACAAGUAAAACCUAGAGUUGCAGGAAACAUUUUUGAUUUCAUAAAGAGGUACCAGCUGUUGUUGGUGUAAUGUGUCCGAACUGAAGAGUAAAUCUACUUGUUUAAAUGAUUUGACAGUGGUAGUGCUCCAUUCAAUAACAGUAAUAAGUGAUACAGUGUUUUAUUUGUUAACCAGUUUAAGUGGAUCCUGUAGUAACUUAAACUGUUAUUCUCAUCCCUCAUAUGGGGCAUUUUUCUUUAACAAAGAAUGGUUUCAGUGAAACAAUCUAGCAGAGAAUUAAGGUCAGAACCUUUUUAAAUAAUAGUCUUAUUGAUAAAGUUUGUACUUCUUUCCUCAAGCUUUUCUAAGCUUAAAAACUGCAUAUCUUUGAGCUAUAUGUACUAUAUUAUGAAAGAAUAUGUAAAGAGAACAUACAGUAAUGCACAGUCCCUAAUUUGUGUAUAAUGGAAUGUUAUUUACAAUGUAACACUGUAAAUAAGAAAGCAAAAUUUAUGGGAAAAUUCAAUAUUAUCUUUGUUUCCUGUUUAAAUAUAUUUUUAAGAUAAAGGCACAAAAAUAAAAGAAGCAUAUUACUGAGUACAGUGUGUGACUCCUCUUCUCAGACUAAUAAAUUAAUCUUUUGA